CUAGCUAGCUAGGGAUCUUUGUGUAUAAGCUAAAGCUGAGGCUGAACACAGACAAGUUAACGUACUUGGGUAUCAGGUACAGUGUUUUGAUCGAAACAGUGCGGGAGUUUACAGAGAAGAGGCAAGGUUGUUUCAGGAAGCUCUUUGAUCUUACUUGCACGAGGGGAUAACCAGCCCCGCCCACUAACAUGCUAAAAGUGGGCGUAGCUGAUGACAGAGUCAUGGAAACAAGCUAAAGUCAAAAGAGUGAGAAAUGAGUUCCAGUGCUCAAGCAGAGAGUGUUAUAAAGAACAUUAUACGAGAGAUUUGUCUGGAGUGUAGCUCCCAAGGGCAGAAUGUCUCUGAAACCUUGGCUGCUUUCAUGUACUGUCCUGUCACAGGUGAAAGCUGCUGUGCUCGACCCUGAUAAUGAGUUCAAUGUUGAGCGGACGCUGACCAAAGAAGACGUCCAAAAACUCAUACAGACGUGUGUGAGUCACCUGCUGGACCUCACCUCUCCUGCUCUGGACACAGUUAAGAUGCAGGUCCACUUUGAUAUGAAUUACUCUUCAAGAUCUGAGUUCUUGCAAGAGCAUCGCCAUGUUUUAGAGGCUCGAUUGGAGCCCAUUAUACGGGACAUAGCUGACACCAGAGCUAGGAGCAGGGAGGAGCUAGAAGGUUUAUACAGGAAGAUAGUUUCGUAUGCUCUCCUUCGCUCUGGUCUGGGUUCCCCCACUGAGAUUGCCGUGGUCAGGGAAGCUACUGCUGCCCUCCAGAGUGUGUUUCCCCAGGCCGAGCUGGGUACAUUCAUGGCUCUGAGUAAACUGGACAAGGAGAAACAACUGAGGGAACUGACCAGUAUCGUGACUGGCAUCAGACUAUUCAACAAGGAAUGUGGGAAGGGAGGAGCUGGCAUAGACGAUUUGCCGAUAAUUCUGAAGGAUGCUUUACAAGUUACUAGUCAGAGCAUUGAAGGAGAAAUGGGCAAGACCCUCAAGAUGGUGUAUCAACUAACAGGUGUUCUAAUGGAGAUCAUCGGUUCCCCCCACCCUCCGCCCACUCAACCAUCCGUGCUCCUAAUGAAACAAGCUCUUAUCAACUGUCGACAACGCGAGUCAUUCAUCAAAGUACUCAUGAGGGACAUUCUCACGUGUGCUGAGCACUUGGACCAGCUAGAGGAGGAGUUCAGUUCUGGUAUGGAGUCUCUCAAGGAGAUUGUCCAGUCCAAGACGGCCGUACCAACCUCUCACGUCUAUCCGCUGUUCCUGUCACUGUCUCAGACCUGGAUGGGUUUCCAAGAUGAGGUGGUUCUGCUCAGUGUCCUCAGUAACCUGCUCACAAGUCUCAACCCAUUCAUUCAGAAUGUGAUUGAUUUGACUGAGAGUGCUGCGUUCCAGGCCCUCCUACAAGCUGCCACUGUCCUCACUGACGACCAGCGGAGGGAACAGAGCUCCAGUACUGAUGCUCGUGUGAAUCCAGACAAGCACAGGAAGGCAGAGUUCUUAUUCCCGGAAACCACAAAGGACUUUGAGCAGCUUCCCAUUGAGUUUAGGGGCUACUGUGGAUACAUGUUCACAGUCAACGAUCGUCUUCUCCUGCCUGCCAAUCCUUCUAUAGGGCUACUCCAUCACAGGGGCAAGUACUACGCUUUCUCUUGCAAGGAGGCCGCCGAUAUAUUUGCAGAAAAUCCUGAUGAGUUCCUGUCAACAGCAGUGGAGAACAGUAAGAGAUCACCAGAGCUCAUCCAGCUGCUGGACAUGCACACCCACUUUGCCUCAGGGACACCGGGCAUGAAGGGUGGACGAGAGCAGUUGAUCCAUGCUCCAGUUACCAAGUGUGACACAGGCACUCAAACAGACACACACUUUGUGGAGAGCAAUAUUGUCAAGUCCUACGAGUGGAACGAAUGGGAACUGAGGAGAAAGGCCAUUAAACUGGCUAACUUGCGUCAGAGAAUCACUCAUUCCGUGCAAACUGACUUGAGCCACUACAAGAGAGACAACACAACACAAGUCUAUCUGCCAAAGGAAGAUGUGACUCAGACUAAACGUGAGGAAAGCAGCAGUGUACCCAAACCAUCUACCUACAUUGUGGGACUUAGAGGAAAAGACAUUGCCCCCCAAACAGUGGACUUGACUCUUUCUAUACACAUGCAUAACAACAUCACUACAUAGCUAGUCAUUUUACCAAAUUGUGUACAAUAAUUACCAGUCUCAUGAA
Messenger RNA from Halichondria panicea, 2199 nucleotides. Its product is annotated as cilia- and flagella-associated protein 206-like. Gene Ontology annotation, biological process: regulation of cilium beat frequency. NCBI's taxonomy places the organism in Eukaryota, Metazoa, Porifera, Demospongiae, Suberitida, Halichondriidae. The transcript has 17 exons. Bases 336 to 2153 code for a protein of 605 amino acids. Gene Ontology annotation, cellular component: ciliary basal body; axoneme. The record is from RefSeq and is a predicted model, not a curated record.